Messenger RNA from Erythranthe guttata (spotted monkey flower), 2049 nucleotides. RefSeq names its product Alg9-like mannosyltransferase family (gene EBS3). Gene Ontology annotation, cellular component: endoplasmic reticulum membrane. Gene Ontology annotation, biological process: protein N-linked glycosylation. Gene Ontology annotation, molecular function: alpha-1,2-mannosyltransferase activity. The record is from RefSeq and is a predicted model, not a curated record. Lineage: Eukaryota; Viridiplantae; Streptophyta; Magnoliopsida; Lamiales; Phrymaceae.
AGAAAAGCAACUUCUAAUUUUCAAAACAGUGAAGAAAAAAAGCAAAUGUCUCUGACGACGAGGCAACGCCGCCCGGCGGCGACGGAUCUCCACACGACGUCGUCGGAUUCCCGCUACUCCAAGCUGGACAAGCCGGAAAGCUCCUCCGGCGACCGCGGCCUCCGGUGGCUCCUGCCGCUGUUGUCGCUGGGAGUGGUGCGGUACAUGAGCGCCUCCUCCAACAUAAUCCACGACUGCGACGAGGUCUUCAAUUACUGGGAGCCUCUCCAUUUCAUCCUCUACAAAUCCGGCUUCCAAACCUGGGAAUACAGCUCCGAGUUUGCGCUGCGGUCGUAUUUAUAUAUACUUUUCCACAACAUAGUUGCCUGGCCUGCUUCUUGGUGGUUUGGUGAAGAAAAAGUGAGAGUCUUUUACGCUGUCAGGAUGUUUCUCGGCCUUCUAUCCGUCGUUAGUGACGCUGCCCUUGUUAUAGCCCUUUCGAGGAAGUACGGAAAACGUCUUGCUUCGUAUGCACUGGCAAUGCUGUGCUUGGCCAGUGGUUGUUAUUUCGCUAGCACUAGUCUCCUGCCAAGUUCGUUCUCUAUGUAUGCGAUGUCUUUAUCAUCCGCACUUUUUCUUUUCGACAAGCAUGCAGCUGCAGUUGCAGUCGCUGCCAUUGGAGUAAUUCUUGGAUGGCCAUUCUCACUCUUGGCAUUUCUUCCUGUUACAAUUUUCUCCUUACAUAGAAGGUUCAAACGUGCGUUUCUGUCUGGUGUCGUAACUUCUGUUGCUCUUUUGGCAACGUCAGUUAUCGUUGACUACUUCUACUACGGAAAGUGGACUUCAUCUGUUCUAAAUUUAUUGAUAUAUAAUGUAUUAGGUGGUGGGCAGAGUCAUUUGUAUGGCACCGAGGGAGCAUUGUUUUACCUGAAGAAUGGCUUCAAUAACUUCAACUUUUGUUUUAUCCUUGCUCUGCUUUUCGUUGUGAUACUUCCCAUUGCAAAGAAGAAGUACGUCCCAGAGUUGUUGGUCAUCAUCUCACCGAUGUAUAUCUGGCUAGCUUUUAUGUCUUUGCAGCUGCACAAGGAAGAGAGAUUCCUGUAUCCCAUAUAUCCACUUAUCUGUGUAGCUGCAGCAGCUGUAAUCGAGAGCUUUCCUGAUUUAUUUCGGGAUAAGUACAAUCCAAACCAUAAUUCUGUUCUCGUCGUGAUUGCAAAAGCUCUACGACCUCUUGCUCUUGGACUCAUUUUAUGCGCCUCGCAUUCUAGGACUUUUUCCUUGAUCAAUGGCUAUUCAGCUCCUUUAGAGAUUUACAAGCAUUUCGAACACCAUGACGAUGCAGGAGAAGGUUCUGUUCUGUGUGUUGGAAGUGAAUGGCAUCGAUUCCCAUCAUCGUUUUUUGUUCCUGAUUAUGUGGGAGAGGUUAGAUGGAUAGAUGACGGAUUCACUGGUCUUCUCCCUUUCCCAUUCAACUCCACAUUGGGCGGAACUUCUGCUGCUCCGUUUUAUUUCAACGACAAGAACCAGGCAUCUGACCAACAAUACCUGCAAGAUCUAGAUAAAUGCACUUUCCUCGUAGAAUUACAGCUUCAAAGGCCUUACCUUCCUCGAGGGAGUGACUUGAAAACAUGGGAGGUGGUGGCAGCAUUACAUUAUCUCGAUCGGGAAUUGUCACCCCCCAUGCACCGCUCGUUCUUCAUUCCGUACCUUUGGCAGCAGAAGAACGUAUUCGGCUUGUACAAACUUCUCAAGCGAGUACCAAAAUUGUAACCAAAAUGUACGACCACAGAAUCCCUUAUGUUGUUCCAACAAAUAUAUAGUAGUUCUGAGAUGCACCCAUCAACUACCCCAACCUUUAAUUUACUACGACUUUAUCACUCGUUUCAUCUGUACACGUAAACUCAGAGAAAUUUGAUCGCUUGCUUUCGAUUCUGACUAGGGCUGAGAGGUUACCUUGACUUUCUGUCAUUUUUUUGUAAAACCUAGGAAUUGUGAUUGCUUACUUUUCCGGAACUAACUGUGGCUGUAUGAUUGUCGAUUGAUGAAGAUGAAUUACUGCACUUUUUCUCA